Lepus europaeus (European hare) is the source of this 492-nucleotide messenger RNA. RefSeq names its product bcl-2-related protein A1-like. The coding region runs from base 1 to 492 and encodes 163 amino acids. Gene Ontology annotation, cellular component: mitochondrial outer membrane. Gene Ontology annotation, biological process: positive regulation of apoptotic process; mitochondrial fusion; extrinsic apoptotic signaling pathway in absence of ligand. The record is from RefSeq and is a predicted model, not a curated record. Gene Ontology annotation, molecular function: protein homodimerization activity; protein heterodimerization activity; channel activity. NCBI's taxonomy places the organism in Eukaryota, Metazoa, Chordata, Mammalia, Lagomorpha, Leporidae. The transcript is spliced from 2 exons.
AUGAGUGACUGCGAGUUUGCCUAUGUACACAUGCUGGCUGAUUAUCUGCUGUAUAUCCUGAAGACGCCGCAGCCUGGACUGGGAUUGAGCAAGACGUCCAGGGUGCUGCAGAACGUCACCUUCUCCAUCCAGCAAGAAGUGGAAGAGGCUCUGCAACCGUACCUGCACAAUGUGCCUGUCGCGUCCGUCAAGACUGCCAGAAUGAUUUUCAACCAAGUAAUGGAAAAAAAGUUUGAGGACGGUGUCGUCAACUGGGGUAGGAUUGUGACUAUAUUCGCAUUUGAAGGGGUCCUGGCCAAGAAGCUCCUCCGGGAGCAGGCUGCUCCGGAUGUGGACAUUUUUAAGCCCAUCCCUUAUUUUGUGGCUGAGUUCACAACGAGGAGAAUGGGAGAAUGGAUAAAGAGUAUUGUUGGAGUUCCUGAAGGCAUGGAUGCCGCAGACCGGCUAUCGCGGAAACACAGACCGAGGAGAACAAGGGGCGAAGGCUCAUAG